Molecule: messenger RNA, 3060 nt
Organism: Ornithodoros turicata
Lineage: Eukaryota; Metazoa; Arthropoda; Arachnida; Ixodida; Argasidae
Exons: 1
Coding region: 1-3060 (1019 amino acids)
Biological process (GO): DNA integration
Molecular function (GO): nucleic acid binding
Source: RefSeq, a predicted model, not a curated record
AUGCGCGAGUACUUUACCGAAGGGCACGCCGAACCGGUGACUGAGCCACACCCGACCAACAAUCUGUACUACUUACCUCAUCAUGCGGUCAUCCGCAACGAAGCCGUCACUACCAAAGUCCGAAUAGUGCUUGACGCGUCGUCUCACGUCCCCGGCCAACCCUCACUCAACGACGUCUUGGCGAAGGGUCCGAACCUAAACAGCGACCUCCUGCGUUUCCUCAUCACGUUUCGGUCCUCUCCCAUCAUCCUCACCGCAGAUAUCCGCAAGGCGUAUCUGCAGAUCCACAUCCGGCCGCAAGACAGGGACGCCCUACGUUUCCUGUGGAUCCAGGAGUUGCCGUCGGCAUCCAACCCUUACCCAGCAGUCAAGCAGUGGAGGAUGACAAGAGUGCCGUUCGGAGCCUCAUCCAGUCCAUUUCUACUCGCAGCAACGUUACACCACCAUUUCCGUGCCUGCACUCGCUAUCCACUCACGGCGGCUCGUCUGUGUACCAGCUUCUACGUAGACGAUCUGGUGGUUGGAUGCGACAACACGCAAGAGGCCGAGACCUUAUACACGGAAACGAGGGCCAUCUUGCAAGAGGCCGGAAUGGACAUCCGGAAGUGGGCGGCGAACUCAAUGACGCUUCAGCGGAAGUUCCUCGAGGACGGAACGGCAUAUGACAACGUUGGUUGCAUGGACACCGUGCUUCGUGUUCUGGGGGUGCCAUGGGAUCGUCACGCGGACGCACUCUUGGCGCCAGUCACCGCGGUUCACGCGUUCGCCAAGCUUAACGAGCCCACGAAACGCACGGUGCUCAGGACGCUUUCCAGAUUGUACGAUCCAUUUGGGCUUCUAGCCCCGUUCACCGUCACCGCGAAACUGUUGUUUCAAGCAAUAUGGAAGGACGCCGUGCCUUGGGACCGACCAAUGACUAACACAGCACAUCAAGUUUGGAACAAGUGGGUGAACGGCCUGCCCACUCUUUCGCUGUUGAACGUGCCCAGAUGCACUGCCGGUACGAACGGCAGCGUCCAAGAUCUCCAGAUCUUUGCCGACGCUAGCCCGCGAGCCUACGGCGCGGCCAUCUACAUGAGAGUAGACAGGGGCACGAAAGGCAUCAGCUGCAAUCUGCUUCUCGCCAAGGGUCGAAUCGCGCCGCUGAAACCGGUAACACUACCACGCUUAGAGCUACUCGGCUGCCUUCUCGCUGCUCGUCUCUACAACCGCAUCCGCGGCGUCAGGCCCAACGUGGCAUGGAAGGCAACCUUCUGGACGGACUCUCAGAUUGCGCUGCAGUGGAUCAAGAACACGACUUCACGGUGCCCGCAGUUUGUAGAAGGCCGCGUGCGGGAGAUACGGCACCUCACCGAUCCUGGUCACUGGCGUCAUUGUGACGGGAAAAAUAACCCAGCCGACCUGCUCACGAGAGGAAUCUCCGCGGACGAGCUCGUCAGCAGCGAGCUGUGGUGGGUUGGACCCCCAUGGUUGUCUGGUAGUGUCGACCCGCCUCUCGAACCAAUAUCGAACCGCACCCCAUCAUCCUCUCGGACGGAAGAGACGUGCUGUCCAAUAGCGAUCCACCAUGGAGACCCCAUCAUCCGGUUAGAGGACUACAGUCUACUCAGCCGCGUGCUUAGAGUGACAGCAUACGUGCUCAGAUAUGUCAACAACUCGCGGAGACCUGGAUCAAGGCUAACCGGGCCCAUAUCUGCACAAGAACUGCAUUCGGCAGAGCUUCUAUGGGUCCGCCGCACUCAACUAGAAUGCUUUGGCGCAGAUGUCGUUGACCUUCAGGCGGCGCGACCCAUCUCCCGUUCGUCUGCUCUUUUGACUCUGAACCCAUACUUGGACGCAAACUCGCUUCUUCGGGUGGGAGGAAGAUUGGAGUUUGCCGACGAAGAGGACAGCACCCGGCAUCCCGUACUUCUCCCGGCCAAGCACCGUCUCACAGAGUUGCUUGUCCUUGACGUCCACCGGCGUCUCCACCACACCGGAGUGCAAGACACCCUCUGCGAACUGCGGCUGAAAUACUGGAUUGUCAAGGGCCGGCAGACUGUUCGCCGCGUGCUCCAAACGUGCCUACAGUGUAGGCGUCGACGGCUGUCGUCACAGACUGCACCGGUUGCUCCUCUCCCGCGUGAAAGAGUUACUCCCACGAGCCCAUUUGAUGUGGUGGGCGUAGACUUCGCGGGCCCUUUGUACGUGCACGAAGACGGCAAGCAGCGAAAGGCGUACAUAGUCCUUUUCACCUGCGGCGUCACACGUGCGGUGCACCUCGAGUUAGCGACCGGAAUGUCCACGCAACACUUCCUCAGUGCCUUCCGGCGUUUCACUUCCAGACGCGGCGUGCCAUCCCUCAUGAUGUCCGACAAUGCCCGCACCUUUCAUCAGGUGUCUCGUCUGCUCUCCUGCGAAGAUGUACUGAAUUUCGCCGCUACCUACCGCAUCCAGUGGAAAUUCAUUGUGGAGAGAGCACCUUGGUGGGGCGGGUGGCGGGAAAGGAUGGUCCGCUCCGUCAAGGACGCCCUGAAACGGUGUCUGGGAAGGCAGCGCCUUACCUUCGAAGAACUCACCACCGCCCUCUGCGAAGCUGAGUGCAUAGUGAACUGCCGGCCACUCACUUACGUCACGUCCGAGACCGAAGACCUGAACCCUUUGACACCGGCGGACUUCCUCGUAGGAAAACACCUGACGCUCCUCCCAACGCCGGGCGAAGUCACCCCGCCACCGAGUGCCAAGGGCCUCCGGCAGUAUCUGAAGGUCCAAAGGCGGCACCGCUCGCAGUUUUGGAGUAGAUGGCGAAAGGAGUAUCUCCUUCAGCUAAGAUCGGCGCACAUGACACGGCAUAAGCCAGAGUCACAGCUACAAGUCGGUGAUGUGGUGGUCAUUCACGAUAAAGGGCCCCCCCUGAUGUGGAAACUCGGCCGCGUCACACAAGCCUUUCCCGGGCGCGACGGCGUCGUUCGUGCCUGCGCGGUCGCGCUCGCCAACAGAACUGUCCUCCACAGUCCAGUCCAGUUGCUACACCGCCUAGAAGGGGACGUGGAGCGACCGGCAGCCCGCGGAGGAUGUUAA